AGUCAUCUGCGCCAUCCGCUCCCCUUGACCCCGGAGAAUCACAUGUACACACUACUCAGUUGAUUUGUCAGUUGAUUUGUUGCAAUAUCUUGAGUCUCUCGGUUAAAGCCUUCAUCCCGUUAGCUUCUCCGUCAUCCCGCUGCCGUCGGGUCUCGUUGACCGAACUCAGGAGAUUGAAGAUGCUCGCUCCGGGCAGGACCGCGGCGGCCAGGCUGCUGGCGACCGGGAGAGGCUUUCCCCUGGGCCGGUGGAGCUCCGGGCUGAGCACCGGGGAGCAAGCUAUGAUCCAGCCCCGGGUGCUGGAGCAGGAGGAGCUCAGACCUCUGUACAUGGACUUCCAGGCCACCACCCCCAUGGACCCUAGGGUGCUGGAUGCGAUGCUGCCCUACCAGGUGAACUACUAUGGUAACCCUCACUCCAGGACCCACGCCUACGGCUGGGAGAGUGAGAGGGCCAUGGAGGUAGCCAGAGAGCAAGUGGCCAAUCUGAUUGGAGCAGACCCCAGAGAGAUCGUCUUCACCAGUGGCGCCACAGAGUCCAAUAACAUGUCAAUCAAAGGCGUGGCUCGGUUCUACAAGGCCAAGAAGCGUCACGUGAUCACCACCCAGACGGAGCACAAGUGUGUGCUGGACUCGUGCAGAGUGCUGGAGGCAGAGGGCUUCUCUGUCUCCUACCUGCCCGUCAAAGCCAACGGACUGGUGGACCUGGAGCUCCUGGAGGCGUCCUUCCGCCCGGACACGUCCAUCGUCUCCAUCAUGACCAUCAACAACGAGAUCGGAGUCAAGCAGCCGAUCAGAGAAAUAGGUGGCAUGUGUCGAGCCAGAGGCGUGUUCUUCCACACCGACGCCGCCCAGGCGGUCGGGAAGAUUCCCCUCAACGUCACCAAAGACAACAUCGACCUGAUGUCCAUCAGCGCUCAUAAGAUAUACGGCCCUAAAGGUGUGGGGGCCCUGUAUGUGCGCCGGAGGCCCCGUGUGCGCCUGGAGGCGCUGCAGAGUGGCGGGGGCCAGGAGAGAGGUCUCCGCUCCGGCACCGUGCCCACGCCCCUGGCCGUCGGCAUGGGAGCCGCAUGCUUGGUGGCGCAGGAGGAGAUGGAGUAUGACCACCAGAGGGUGACGAUGCUUUCCAAUCGUCUCAUCAAUAAACUGACGUCUGAACUCCCUGACGUCAUUCUCAAUGGAGACCCCAAGGAAAGAUAUGCUGGUUGUGUCAAUCUGUCCUUUGCGUACGUUGAGGGGGAAAGUCUCUUGAUGGCUUUGAAGGAUGUCGCCCUGUCCUCUGGAAGUGCGUGUACCUCAGCCUCCCUGGAGCCGUCGUAUGUUCUGAGAGCCAUCGGGGCUGACGAGGACCUGGCCCACUCCUCCAUCAGGUUUGGUAUCGGUCGCUUCACCACGGCGGAGGAGGUAGACUACACGGCAGAGAAGUGUCUCCAUCAGGUCCGACGUCUCCGUCAGAUGAGUCCUCUGUGGGAGAUGGUCCAGGAGGGAGUUGAUCUGAAGAGCAUCAAUUGGGCGCAGCACUAGAGCCCCGCCCCUACCACAUCGAGCCUCGCCCUUGCAUACCUGAAGCGCUGCCCUACAUACCUGAAGCCCCGCCCUCUACAUACCUGAAGCCCCGCCCUCUACAUACCUGAAGCCCCGCCCCUUACAUACCUGAAGCCCUGCCCCUACCUGAAGCCCCGCCCCUACCUACCUGAAGCCCCGCCCACAACACCCUCCACCCUUCCCACCCUAUGAGGGCUCCUGUCAAAAAACACGCACAAACCCUUCCCGUCUGUCUGUCUGUCUGUCUGUCUGUCUGUCUGUCUGUCUGUCUGUCUGUCUGUCUGUCUGUCUGUCUGUCUGUCUGUCUGUUUGUCUGUAUUUCUCUGUCUCCCUCGGUCUCCGGUCCAGGUUCCCAGAAGAACAGAUGUAUUCUAUGUAUUUUGUGUGGUGACUCCACCCUGCACCAGCUAGUCACAUUAAUAUGAUCUUUGUAUUAUUAUUAUCUUUAUUCAGAGCACUGAUUCAUUUUACAUUAGUACAGUAACACAGAAAAAUUUUCAUGAUAGGAAACGUUUUAAAACUGUUACAUGACCAAUAAAUAUACUGGAUAUCAGUAUAGCAUAAACCACUGGAGAUUCUACAUGCUGUUAUUAAUCUCUGUUCCAGCUGAAAUAAAGAAUAUACUUUUAAAUUA
This is a messenger RNA of Gadus macrocephalus (Pacific cod), 2178 nucleotides long. It is a transcript of the gene nfs1, whose product is annotated as NFS1 cysteine desulfurase. Lineage: Eukaryota; Metazoa; Chordata; Actinopteri; Gadiformes; Gadidae. The transcript has 14 exons. Gene Ontology annotation, cellular component: nucleus; mitochondrion; cytosol. The record is from RefSeq and is a predicted model, not a curated record. Bases 180 to 1523 code for a protein of 447 amino acids. Gene Ontology annotation, molecular function: pyridoxal phosphate binding; cysteine desulfurase activity. Gene Ontology annotation, biological process: [2Fe-2S] cluster assembly.